GACAAGUUCACUGCCUCUUUGCAUCUUGACAUACUACAUCAACCUACCAUCGUCUUCCGGCCUUCCAACAAAACAUCAAUGACCAAUUGAACCCGAUAGAACCAGCAUACCAUGGGCUCCUCGUCAUCCAAGGCCGCACAGGGAGCAGCGCGUCGGUUCCCGACACGCGCCCCUGGAGCCGCCCUCCCGGCGUCUGCGCGACAGCGUCCACCUCCAGCACCACCAGGAGCAGGCGCUGAGCUGAAAGCUUCAACGUCCAAGACCAAAGAGAACAACAUCCCCGACGCACCCAGCACAGACAUCACAGCCGAUUUCUCCCGCCGCCUACGCGAAAUGGGCAUCGUGAAACCCCAACCUACCUACUCCCCGACCUCCCGCGUGAACCUUCACCCGUCGUCCUCGUCAUCGACGUCACAAACAACCCCUCCAGCACCACCAGCACCACCACAACAACAACAACGACAACAACAGGGCCGCGACGACCCCCCGGCCCCCCACAUCCUCGAUGCACCCACCCGGGGCACCGGCCGCGCCGCGCCGCCGGUGUACCCUUCCCCCUCGAGCAACCCGACCCUGGCGGCGCUGGAAGCGCGGCGGGCGCUGCAGGGGCGGGCGGACGCCGAGUUCGACAUGAUGGGGCGCAGGGGCAGUCCCGGGCGGGAGUUUCUGGACCUGAAUACAAUUGUGCAGAUGCAUUUCCUGCGCGAGAAGGGCGUGCCGGAUCGGGAGAUUGAGAGGAGGUUUGAUCUUAGAGAAGGGGUUGUGGGGAGGUUGGGGCCGAGGGGGGUUACGAGGCCUGUUGUUGCUGGUCAGGGGUAGUGUGGUCUGUCUGUUGGACGACUGGGCAGUGUACAAUAUCAAAUGCAUGUACCAUAACUACGGCCUGACCCAUUUCGAUGAUCGCUAAAUGAAA
This is a messenger RNA of Sodiomyces alkalinus F11, 913 nucleotides long. RefSeq lists its product as hypothetical. The record is from RefSeq and is a predicted model, not a curated record. Lineage: Eukaryota; Fungi; Ascomycota; Sordariomycetes; Glomerellales; Plectosphaerellaceae. The coding region runs from base 112 to 819 and encodes 235 amino acids. The transcript has 2 exons.